CGCUACUAUGAGCACAGACCAAUUUGCUGACUUCAUGCAGGGUUCACCGAUGGCGAAAGCGCCCACGAGCGACAAAUCGCUCUGGGUUCGACUAGUGCGAAUGGCGUACGACGGUUCUGGUGAUGGCAUGAUGAUGUUGCAGUCUACAUUCCCGACGACGCAGAUCGUGGAAUUCCGUGACGAACACCAGCGAUCAGUAACUCACUUGGCCAUCAUAGCCGGAGAUCUGGAGCUUCUGGAGUUUGUACUAGAAAGCGGAGCCACGUUGGAUGAUUCCGACGAUUGCGGAGCCUCGCCGUUGACGACAGCGUUGCUUGGACGUCAUUACCAAGCCGCGGAUAUGCUGGUUGCGUACGGGUGUGACGUCGACCACGUGAACGCAACAUUACAGACUUCGAUGUAUGUGCUGGCCUUGUUCGGAGAUUUGAGUGCAGUGCAGUGGCUGCUCGCGAGAGGAGCGGACUUGGAGACUCGGGACGCCGGUGGCAACUCUCCACUGCAUCUGGCGGCUGCGUACUGCUCACUGCCCGUUGUUGAGUUCCUGUUAGCGGCUGGAGCGGAUGUGAACGCUCAAAACGCGACAGAGGCUACGCCGCUGCAUAUUGCGGCGCCGAACGGUACCUGUGCGGUGGUCGAGGCCCUGCUCAAGUUUGGCGGCGAUUUGGAAGCCAUGGACGAAAAUGGCAACACUCCGCUGAUCAACGCGGCGUUUGUGAGUCAAAGAACGGCGCCGCAUUUCGCGUCGGGUGACCAGACGACGCAGUACGCGGUGGUGAGCUUGCUGUUGCAACACGGUGCGGACGUUAACGCUGUGAAUAACGAAGGAGACACGGCACUAUUUGGUGCAGUGCACAACGAGUACGACGCCGUGGUAAAGCUGCUACUUGCGAACGGAGCUGACGCUCGAGUGCGUAACAAUCAACAGGAGACGUUGUUGCAUGUGCUGGCCCGCGGCUACGCGUCCAAUGUAGUUAUCUGGCGAGAACUGCUGCAGCAUCAGGUCGACAUUAUGGCCCGAGAUCGACGAAACCUCACUUGUGCAAUGGUGUGGACGCGGCGUCAGGGUUUGUAUACACAAGAUGAUGACAGCACGCAGCAGCAAGGCAUUGCUUGGAUCGAAGGCUUGAUACUAAGCGAGUCUGCUGUUGGACCAGCCCAUUAAAAUUCACGACGAGCACAUACAAGCGCAUUGCUGGCACCAAAACUAUUAUACUUAAGUAUUCUAAAACCACAAGUAUUACUCUACGCGGAAACGUCUUCACGGUGCCAUACUUUGAAACGAUAGACAUUACUCCGUCUUCAUGUAAACUCCCGAGGCUAUAUGAAUAUUGACAACUGCGACGAGCACCAUAAAUAUUGCGAGAAAAGCGUCAUCUUUGUGAAACUUGUUGAAAUCAACACCAAAACGGAUCUCCAACGGAAUCGCGAUAAUAUCCACGACAACCUCGAUGCCUAUUUGCACCAUGACAGUGGAGAACUGAAUCUCAUGAGUGGAAUUGUUAGAGGCAUUACCACCGAGCGAAAACCUUGGAUUCGAACCGAAGCAAAUGAUGAUGACGUAGGCACAGCACAUCGCGAUAUACUCGCCGUGCAUGUCAGCAUAGACCUCCGCAGCGUGCAAGGCUGUUAGUUUCUGAACACGAGCGAUCCCUUGUAGCUCCGGCGACGACAAUGACGCAGUAGUAGAUAGCAAGGACUGGACUCGAAGUACUUUCACGACUCCAUCUUGAGGAUGGACACCAACUCGAGGCAGUGGAUACUUGGCCAGAACUUUGUGCGCCUGAUGCCUCAUUAAAAGCGCAGUCAGCAGUCUCAACACUGUUUUGGCAACAGCAAGCAAAACAGACCCUGCUAAAGUCACGGACUUGCUGUCCAAACACAACAACACUGUGCGUAGCUGCGUGUCAACCAGAAUCGUUGGAGCAGCCACGAUGAUGGCCAUUGUGCGUAACGAAGGUGUUUUCUUACGUUUUCCAAGAUAAAGUUUAGCAGCGGCUUGAAUCAUCAACUUGAUCGUCUGACUGCACAGUGCAAACACCACAAGCUCCCACUUUUCUUUCAAUUCGAUACAACUGGCAAUAUGAACGAACGCACCAGCAGACAGACCAGAGAUCACCAGCACGAGAUUUUGAGCGAAAACCUUGAGGAACUGCUUCAAUGAUGGAGAUCCACGAGGUUUUCUGGUUGGAAGCUGGUUGAGUUGUUUACUCCGUCGACUGUACCGAUUUGCUCUAGCCUGACCGCUGACAGUCUCAACUCGAAAGAUGUGGCGCGUGUGUGCGUCGGUGACGGUCAAGAUGAAGUUGUAGCACAUCAUAGGCCAAUACACGUCGGCUUUUAAUUUGUCGUGAGCGAAAUGGUGAGAGGCAAUGACAAAACCGAUUCCGACACUCAAAACUGUAACCAAAACUAUAUGAACAAA
Phytophthora nicotianae INRA-310 is the source of this 2422-nucleotide messenger RNA. RefSeq lists its product as hypothetical. Gene Ontology annotation, molecular function: protein binding. The transcript has a single exon. Bases 8 to 1162 code for a protein of 384 amino acids. The record is from RefSeq and is a predicted model, not a curated record. Gene Ontology annotation, cellular component: cytoplasm; nucleus. NCBI's taxonomy places the organism in Eukaryota, Oomycota, Peronosporomycetes, Peronosporales, Peronosporaceae.